This is a messenger RNA of Knipowitschia caucasica, 1635 nucleotides long. The record is from the annotation of a GenBank genome assembly. Lineage: Eukaryota; Metazoa; Chordata; Actinopteri; Gobiiformes; Gobiidae.
AUGGAUGGAGACGUGGACCGGGAGCGGGACAGACUGCCUCCCAUCUACAGCAGCGCGCCCCCGGCUGGUCUGGGGCGUGGCUCUAAGCAGGCCUUCCCGUCUUUGGGCUCCUUCAUCCACAGCCUGAGCCAGCGGCGAGAACCAGGGGGGCGGGGCCUCAGCACCAGCCUCAGCUUCAGACACGCAGGACAAGAGCUGCCUCCCAUCGGUGUGCGUCAGAAGCAGCGUCUCAUCGACACCCUUCCCCCUGAGGCCAAAGCUCCCUUCCCCUGUGACCCCAUCAUCCCCCUGAGGACCAAGACCAUCAAGGACUUCCAAGAGGACAUGGAGCGGGCGGUGGUCAGCGGAGACUGGAGAGAGGUCAGAGACUUCUUCCUCACCACCUUCACCUCCUUCAUCGAAAUCAACGCAGCCUUCAAGCGAGAGGCGAAUGGAUCGUUCAACACGAUCGACGACUCAGGAGUUAACAGCAAAUUUGUAAAUGCAGUGUACGACGCACUGCUCAACACGCCUCAGGACAUCCAGAAGUCUGUGCUGAAGGGAAUCAUCAACAGUCUGCUGCGGGAGUGGAAGGGGCCUCGGACGAAAGACGACCUGCGAGCAUAUUUCAUCCUGGUCCAGAACCCUCAGUACUCCAGCACCAGCACAUACGUGAUCUACGCCCACCUGCUGCGCCAGAUCUCUGCUCUGUCCGAGGCCGACCACCACUUCCUGGUCCACUGGCUCAAGAAGCUGUCCGUGCGCAGGUUCAAACAGCUGGUAGAGCGCCUCCUACAGUUCAUCUCCACACGUCUGCUCCCUGCAGACCCUGAUGAGCUGCCUCCUCCAUCCAAGUGCUCCUGGUGGGUCCCUGCAGCCACCAAGGUCCUGGGCCUCUUCAAUGCGGCGAACAGCGUGUCGUCUCCUCCCAUCAUGCCUUUCACCGACUUCUACAACAUCACUCUGGAACACAUCAACUUCAUGGAGGAGUACAGGACCUGGCAGAGCUACGGCAACUCCAGCAGGUUCUCCUUCUGUCAGUUCCCGUUCAUCCUGUCCACUGUGGUGAAGAAGACCAUCAUCCAGAAGGACUCAGAGCAGCAGAUGAUCAGCCAAGCCAGGCUCUCUCUCGUCAGUAAAGUGUCUCGGAGACAGAGAGUCGACAUGAACCUCCUCUUCCUCAACAUCAAAGUGAGACGGAGCCAACUGCUCAGCGACUCUCUGGAGGAGCUGACCAGGAAGAGGUGUGACCUGAAGAAGAAGCUGCGGGUGACGUUUGUGGGGGAGGCGGGUCUGGACCUGGGGGGUCUGACCAAGGAGUGGUUCCUGCUGCUGCUGCGACAGGUCUUCCACUCAGACUACGGUAUGUUCACCUACAUGAAGGACUCGCGCUGCCACUGGUUCAGCAGCUGGAAGUGUGACAACUAUUUAGAGUUCCAACUGGUCGGAACUCUGAUGGGUUUAGCCGUCUACAACAGCAUCGCUCUGGACAUACACUUCCCUCUCUAUGUUUACAGAAAGCUCCUGACUCCGCCCACUGCACCAUGUGACCCAAACGCCACGGUCGGCAUGGCGACGGCCACGCUGGAGGACUUGCAGCAGAUCAUGCCGGUAACAGUUUACUUCUCUCUCUGCGUACAGUACAAGUGUGUCUGA